AUGAUUUCUUCUGUAUCCUCUUUCAUAUUUUUCUCCCUUACCUUCCUUACCGCAAUUGUCGCUGCUGAGCCACCGGACAACAGAGAUUUUUUCCAAUACAAUCCCGAAAGAACCCGCAACUACCCAGAAUGGUGGAGUCAUCCGGAGCAAUAUGACUGCACUGGAGAUUAUUUCACUCUCCUUCAAGCAAAUAAAUGGACUCGAAAUCGGUCCAAGUGGUGCCAGAAGAAAGCUACAGGGGAGACCUUUUUCUUUCAAGUGACCGACUAUUAUCAUUCCUAUGGGUUGAGUUAUUGGUGUGCGUCACCAAAUUAUCCGGCACACACAGAGGUCAAUUUGCUGGAGAAUAAUGAGAAACUUGCCUAUUUCAAGAUCAACCAGACUGGCUGUAUGACCUGGACAAAAGUGGAACUUGAGCGACCGUUGAAGAAAGGCUUGAAUUCCCUGCACACAAAUAUGCUGAUGGCGGGGCCGUAUUGGGAAGGCGAAAAGGGCAAGAUAUCUGGAACACAUCAUUUUAACCUUAACGUGUAA
Molecule: messenger RNA, 534 nt
Organism: Ophidiomyces ophidiicola
Lineage: Eukaryota; Fungi; Ascomycota; Eurotiomycetes; Onygenales; Onygenaceae
Exons: 2
Coding region: 1-534 (177 amino acids)
Source: RefSeq, a predicted model, not a curated record